CUGGCAACCAGGAGCAUACUGAGCAACACUCUGAAUUCAACCUGAAGUGAAUCUUUCAGUUCCCUGAAGAGACAACCACAGACAUCAAGACCAUGAAGGCCGUCAUUGUUUUUGUGCUUCUUUUUGCAAGCGUCUUCUGCCACCCAGUGAAACGCUCUGCAAGCAGUUCAGAGAGCUCAGAAGAAGUGGUGAGGCCAGCUCCGGUACUUCGGAAAGCUCCUGUAACUCUGACCAUGAAGGCUGCAGAACCUGCUGCUGCUCCUGCUGAUUCGGAUGAGAGCACGGAAACAUCAGAGGAAACUGAGGAAUCUAACACGGCAUCCGACGACAGCACAGACAGCACAGACAGUGCCGACAGUGCCGACAGCGUGGACACACAGGAGAGCGAAACGGAGGAGAGCAUUAGCGAAAGUACGGAGUCUGGAGAGGCACCCACUACUGCUGCUACCACCGCUUUUCCCAUAUCGGUAGUGGUCCCCACAUUCCCUCCGUUCACUGACAGUGGCCGGGGCGACAGCAUGGGCUACAGCGACUAUAAGAAAUCCGGCUACAUGGAGAGCAACGUUGUGGAGAAGGAGCCCUCACCUUACAAGUCCUACGCCGAUGACAAGAUGGGACUGAACAUGGUGAGCAAGAAGUCCGGCGCGACCUUUGAUGAUGGUGCAAACAACGUUGAGAAGACCCUGAAGGUUUACAAGGCCCUCCAGGUGCACGAGGAGAUUCUGGAGGAGGACACCAGCACCCCCGACGUGGAGAGCCAGAGCCUGGACACCUCCAGCGGCAUCCAAGACGAGGCCGUCGUCCCCAAGCAGGCCGAGGCCGGCCUGGACAGCAGUGCUUCCGCCGCCGAGGGCCCGGCCUCCUCCCAGAGCGAGAGCGACAGCCAGAGCCAGAGUGAGGAAGAGGCGGCGGCUGGGGCCGUGAGGGCCGCGGGGACGAACGCGCGCGAGCGCCGACAGCGACGGCACCAGCGAGAGCGAGAGCGCCAGCGCCAGCCAGGAGGAGGAGUCCGAAAGCAGCCAGAGCAGCGAGGAGAGCGCCGCCACCGCCACACCUGGGGCCGCCGACAGCGACGAGAGCGACGAGAGCAACGAGAGCCAGUCCGACUCGACCUCGGAAGAGCUGGGCCCAGAGCCCACCAGCGAAGCCCCCACCAUCGUCAUCACUGCCAAGUAAAACCAAUCGCUGGUUCAAUGUCCCCAUGCUCGGCUGGCUGCGGUGAUGAGUUUGCAAGGGGAACUUCUGUGGUGUGCACAGCUAAACACCGUGAGGCCUGAGAGAACUGAUAAGCUCAGCUAGGAGGCAUAGUAGCGAACAUUCAGAGACAUUGUGGCCCUUUGAAGGUCUGUACUUGCAGCAUUUGUAAAGAGCAAUAAAAUGUCCAUGGGUGUCUCGGAGAAGCACAGGCAUUUAUUGUUCAU
Messenger RNA from Alosa alosa (allis shad), 1421 nucleotides. RefSeq names its product secreted phosphoprotein 1 (gene spp1). The record is from RefSeq and is a predicted model, not a curated record. Gene Ontology annotation, biological process: ossification; cell adhesion. Bases 93 to 1277 code for a protein of 394 amino acids. NCBI's taxonomy places the organism in Eukaryota, Metazoa, Chordata, Actinopteri, Clupeiformes, Clupeidae. The transcript has 8 exons.